Vanrija pseudolonga is the source of this 1071-nucleotide messenger RNA. RefSeq lists its product as uncharacterized. NCBI's taxonomy places the organism in Eukaryota, Fungi, Basidiomycota, Tremellomycetes, Trichosporonales, Trichosporonaceae. The record is from RefSeq and is a predicted model, not a curated record. The transcript has 2 exons. Bases 1 to 1071 code for a protein of 356 amino acids.
AUGUGUGGAGCGCCGAACCCCCCACCCCCCGUCACCGCAGCCGAGACCCUCCCGCCGGCCCUCGCGACCGAGUUCUCGCGCUUCACCCUCGAGCAAUGGUACCCGCUCGUGGAAGCGCACACGCCGCGGACCACACUCCUCCCUCUGUCCCGCGACACUGCCGCGCAGGUGCUGUCGGCGCACGGGGCCGCGCGUGCGCUGCCUGACGAGCGCGUCGCGGACUUAUCGCCGCUCAGCGACGCCGAGGCGGUCUUGCGCUCUACCCUGCUCCCCGAGCUGCAGGCCCACCUCGCCCCCUUCGCCUCCGCGUUCGUCAAGUCCGCCGGCCGGAGCCCAAAGGACGCCGUACUCCGCUCUGGCCGCCUCCGCGCGUCGUACGAAGCGGCGAUGCUUGCGCAUGUCGCCGACGCGCCCGCGCUGGCGGCGCUGACGCCGAACGACCGCCUCGGGCUCUUCCUCGCUGCUGGGGGGGACGCGUUGCGCCACGUCCCCGGCGACGGCGCGCGCCUCCUCCGCCUGCUCGUGCUCUCGGAGCGCGUGGCGGACGACCUGAGGAUCGCGCUGCGUAUGCGCGUGAUGCCUGCCCUCGUGUUCCGUGAAUGGAAGCCGACGCGCGUCGACGCCGAGUUCCGCUUGUUUGUUGUGCACGGCACGCUGACAGGGAUCACGCAGUACCUGCACACGUACUUCUCCCCACUGCUUGUAGCCAAGCAGGCCGCCGUGCGUACCCUGCUCAGCGCGUACUUUGCCCAGCUUGGCCCCUUGCUGGCCCAGUACGACACGUACGCGCUCGACGUCGCGAUCGGCGGCUUUGGGCCCGACGAGGCUGCCUGGCAGCCCUACGUGCUCGAGGUCAACCCCUUCUUCGAGGCCACGGGCGACGGGCUCUUCACCGACCCGUCGGGGCAGGACAUCAUCCACGGGCGCUGUGUGGGGGCGCAGUAUCCCGUCAUGAGGGUACAAGAGAGGCCGCAGGGCCUGACGGUGAUGGACCGUAAGUGGCGGGAUAUGAUGAGCGCUGCCGAGGCCGCCGUGCGCGCACGCCUCGAGGCGGGCUCUGCGGGUCAGUAG